AUGCAUCGCCUCCUACUCCUCUCAAUAAUCAUCGCGAUUGCAGCCCCACUGGCGGGAUCCGUCCCAACCGAAGCCCGGGGUCACAACCCGAAGCAAGUAUACAAAACAACGGACAAGUUCCCCCUCGCAAACCCAGGAAACAUUCCAGCCCACGACCCAAACAUCAUCCUGCACAACGACAACUAUUACCUGUUCAAGGGCGGAAUCAACAUCCCAAUCUUCAAAUCAGCCAAUAUAUCCGGUCCAUGGGAAAAGCUCGGCACAGUUCUAGCCGGCGACAGCAUAAUAAACAAAGGCAAUCCCUCCCGACCAUGGGCCCCAACAACAAUUGAAAAAAACGGCACCUUCUACUGUUACUACACGCUGAGCGCAAAGGGGUCCCGCAAUAGCGCAAUCGGCAUCGCGACGACAACAGCCCUUGACGGUAGUCCCUGGACCGACCACGGCGUUGUCAUUAAUACAAGCAAGGGUUUAGGGUCCGCGCUGUGGCCGUACACGAUCACAAACGCCAUCGAUGCAUCUGUGAUCGUUGACCAGGAUUCCGGACAGAGUUAUCUCAAUUACGGAAGCUUUUGGCAUAAUAUAUGGCAGGUGCCGUUGACGGAUGAUUUGCUUUCUGUUAAGGAUGCGAGUGGGCCAGAUGCGGUUCAAUUGACGUUUAUGCCGGGCGCAAAGACCAAGCCCGAGGAGGGUGUUUGGAUGAGUUUCCGGAAGGGAUAUUAUUAUGUUUGGUUUAGUCAUGGGAAUUGUUGUAACUUCCGGAAGGGGUUCCCUAAGCGUGGGAAGGAGUAUAGUAUUCGUGUUGGGAGGUCGAAGAAUGUGCGUGGGCCUUUUGAGGAUAAAAAGGGGAAAUCGUUGGUCGAGGGCGGUGGAACGGUGGUUUAUGGUUCUAAUAAUGGCGUUGUGUACGCGCCUGGUGGCUUGGGUAUUUUGGAUGGGAAGAAUGAUUCCAUGCCGGAUAUUCUUUACUAUCAUUAUUUGAAUACGUCCAUUGGGUUUGAACACAAGCAAGCUCAGCUCGGCUGGAACUAUCUCGACUAUGAGGAUGGGUGGCCGGUGCCUUUUGCAGGCCAAAAUCCCACAGCCAAUGUCGCCUUUGUCCAUGGACCUCCUAGUUGGGGUUAUAUCACAAUCAUUUUCGGUUUAUGGCUGUCCAUAUGCAGGUGA
Messenger RNA from Penicillium robsamsonii, 1167 nucleotides. RefSeq lists its product as uncharacterized. Bases 1 to 1167 code for a protein of 388 amino acids. Lineage: Eukaryota; Fungi; Ascomycota; Eurotiomycetes; Eurotiales; Aspergillaceae. The record is from RefSeq and is a predicted model, not a curated record. Gene Ontology annotation, biological process: carbohydrate metabolic process. Gene Ontology annotation, molecular function: arabinan endo-1,5-alpha-L-arabinosidase activity. The transcript has 3 exons.